CCCUCCCACGCCACACACUCGUCGUGCAUCAGGCAGCCUUAUUUCCCCCUCGCGCGACCCGCCUCCCGUGCUCACUUUCCCGCUACGCCAGUUUCCCGCCAAAACCCAAGGCGCGAGGCUGUCCACUUUCGCGCGCCGUCUCUGCCUCCCCACGUGGUCUUCUCGACUUGAAUGCGGAGACCUCAAGCCCCGAAGAUCCGCGUUCCUCCUCCUCCAGGGUGCUCUGACGCGGGCUGGAGUAUGACAUUCUCCACCUCCUGUGAAUCGAAACUUUUUACCCAAGUGACGGCUGAAACUUCAUUUUGUACGCGAAAUUUUGUAACCUCCACUCGUAGCCUCGGUUUUAGUGCACGGCGGAUGGAUUUCUGUAACUUUUUCUUAGUUUAGUGCUUCGAAGUGACAAGACUCGUGGUGCUAAGCGACUGGGAACUCUACGAAGGCCCUAAGAACCUAAGAACUUAACGUGUGGAUCAACGACUUCAAAAACUAUCGUGAAAACUCGUGCCAAUGAACUUCCUUUAUCCGACUGUCGCUCUGAAGGCUUGGUGAACGUGCCCGGACUUUAUUAGGCUUUGGGCGUCCCCGUCGAGUCUCAGCCAUGCGAGGCGAGGCGACCAGGAUGAAGGUGGACGUCCUGCGAGCCCUUGUCCUUACCUGGAUCAUUGGCCAGCAAGGGUGCUGUGGCCUGAGGGAGGGGCCGCGCCUGCUGGAGGAGCCACCGCCGAACGUGUCCUUUCCCAACACACGCGGCGUCUCCCUCACGUGCUCCGCCGCCGCCACGCCCCCGCCCACCAUCUCCUGGGUCACGGCGGACGGCGUGCGGGCGGACGACGUGGCGGGACUGAGGACCGUCACCACCGCCCCGACGCAUGCCCACACUCACGCCCUCGCCUACAACUCCACCCUCACCCUCCUGCCCUUCCAGCCCGACCAGUACCGACACGACCUGCACGCCGCCACCUACAGGUGCCUCGUGACCAACAGCGUGGGCACCGUCUCCUCAAGGCCCGUCUCCGUCAAUGCAGUGGUGAUGCAGCGCUUCGAGGUCGGGGUGAGCGACGCGACGGGUGUGGUGGGCGGCGCCGUAGUCUUCUCCUGCGACGUUCCUCCGACUGUGGCCCGACACGUGUCCCUCACCGCGUGGAGCGUUGACGGGCGCUCCCUCACCCCCUCCACCCGGCCAGACGGCCGUUACUGGGUGCUGCCGAGCGGGGAGCUCCUCAUCCCCAGCCUCACCGCCACGGACGCCUACUCCCGCGUGUCCUGCCGCGCUGCCCACGCCUUUGACACCUCGCCAAGGGCCUCCAACACCGCCCGGGUCAUCGUCACAGGUGAGCAGCAUGUCACUCGGCCGCAACUCCUCCUCCGCCGUGACCUGGUGCGUCCCUGGCUCCGAGACAACAUCAUGCUGCCUUGCGUCGCCAGAGGUCACCCCGCGCCGUCCAUCACGUGGUUCCGGGAGGACGAAGGCCGCGGACGCAUUGCCAUGAGCGGCGGCGGGCGUGUGCGGGUGGUGGAGGGACAGCUGGUGAUGGAGGGGGCCAGGAUGGAGGACUCCGGCUUCUACCUGUGCCUCGCUAACAACUCCGCCGGCACUGACUCGUACAGAGUGAGCGUGCAAGUGCGGGAGCGGCUGGGCGUGGUGGUGGAGCCCGGGCUGCAGCGCGUCGACCUGGGCCGCCCCGCCUCGCUCACCUGCCGUGUUUCCGGAUCACCCGUCACCUCCCUCACCUGGUACAAGGACGGCCGGCCCCUCCCGCCCCUCCCCCGCCUCAGCACCUUCGACAGGUCCCUCCAGAUCGGCCAGGUGUCUCGCGAGGACGGUGGAAUGUACCAGUGUUUGGCUAAGAACGACGAGGACUCGGCUCAAGGGGCGGCCCAAGUAGAUCUGGGAGACUCCGCGCCCAUACUGGAGUACCGUUUCAUCAGUCAGACGCUUCAGCCGGGACCUUCAGUGAGCCUAAAGUGCAUCGCGUCAGGAGCACCAACCCCCCACGUCAGCUGGACCCUCGACGGCUUCCCCCUCCCGCAGCACGACAGGUUGGUGGUGGGGCAGUACGUGGGCAUGGGAGGCUCUGUGGUGAGUCACGUGAACCUGACGGGCGUGCGGGCGGCGGACGGGGGCGCCUACACCUGCACGGCCUCCAACAGGGCUGGCUCCACCGCCCACACCGCGCGCCUCAACGUGUACGGCCCAGCGUAUGUGCGUCCCAUGUCGGUGGUGACGGCAGUGGCGGGGGAGCAGCUCAUCAUAUCAUGCCCGGCAGCUGGAUACCCUCUGGCCAAGAUCACCUGGAAGAGAGACGGACGCAUCCUGCCCAUGACGGCGCGGCAGAGUGUGCACGAGAACGGGACCCUGAUCAUUCGAGACGUGCAGAAGGCGGCCGACGGAGGCUCCUACACCUGCACGGCAAGCGACAAGCAGGGACGCUCCCACUCCUCGACGGCCACGGUGCAGGUGCUAGUCCCUCCCACCGUAAUACCAUUUAGCUUCGGGGAGGCGAGUGAGGGGGACAGAGUGCAAGUGAUAUGCUCGGUGAGGCGAGGUGACCCGCCCCUCACCCUCACCUGGUACAAGGACGGCACCCCCCUCGCCCAGGACCCGCCGCAGGGCCUCACCUUAAGCCCCUUCGACCAGUACUCCAGCGCCCUCACAUUGCCCCACGCCCUCGCCCACCACAGCGGCAACUACUCGUGCCAGGCCGCCAACGCCGCCCGCACCGCCGCCUACUCCGCCACCCUCGUGAUCAAAGUUCCCCCGUCGUGGGUGGAGGCUCCCAGGGACUCGUCGGUCAUCCUCGGGGGCUCCAUCGCUAUCCCCUGCCACGCCCAAGGCUUCCCCACGCCCAGAGUCACAUGGCGGAGAACACGAGAUCAGCCCGGUCAGUACAGCCCAAUCCUCGGGGGCGGCAUGGGGCUGGGCAUGGGCGUGGGCGCGGGCGUGGGCGUGGGCAUGGGCGUGGCGGACAACGGGAGCCUCGUGGUGGUGGGCGCGAGGACGGAGGACAAGGGCAAGUACCUGUGCGAGGCGUCCAAUGGCGUGGGAGGUGGACUGUCCGCGCUUAUUGACCUCACUGUGAAUGCUCCCCCUCGGUUCGACCCCGGCCUUCAGCGCACGGUGUCGGUGAGGCGCGGGUCGCAGGCCGCUCUCACCUGCCUGGCUCACGGGGACCCGCCCAUCACCCUCCUCUGGCAGGCUGUGCACACCAACGUCCACGACAGGAGCGUGGUGCGGGAGGUGUCUGGGGGCGUGCGGGGAGAGCUGGUGAUUCCCUCGGUCAAGAUGGAGGAUGCUGGGAAGUUCACCUGCACCGCCUCCAACUCCUACGGCACCGAGGCCUUUGUGGUGACCCUAGUGGUGCAAGACGUGCCCGGCUCCCCUCACGGCCUGCGGGUGUCUGAACGCGGCUCCCGACAUCUGGUUGUGUCUUGGCUACCACCCGCCACCACACACACUCCGGUUCAGACCUACACCGUGCAGUACCGCUCCGUCAGAGGGUCGUGGGGCGAAGGGGAGGAGGUGGAGGUGGGCGGGGAGGUGACUACUGCCCGCCUGGCGCCCCUCCUCCCCGACACUCAGUACCUGGUCCGGGUCCUCGCCUCCAACUACCUGGGCUCCUCACCGCACUCCGAGCCCCUGCAGGUACGCACGGAGGGAGAGGCACCGUCAGCGGCUCCUACAGGUGUGCGCGCCGAUGCCCUCUCCUCCAGCAGCCUGCGCGUGACCUGGGAUGCGCCGCCCGCCCACACCCACCACGGGGAUCUACUGGGCUACAACGUUGGCGUCAGGAGGCACGACAUGGGCGUCGAGGGCGGCUACAAUUUCAGUCUGGUGGGCGUGGGCAGCGGCGUGGGCGGGCGUGAGGUGGUGGGGGGGCUGCGGCCGUGGGUCCAGUACGCCGUGGUGGUGCGGGCGUACAACAGCCACGGUGCGGGGCCUCUGUCGCAGCCCAUUGUUAUCCGCACGCUGGAAGACGUGCCGUCAGCUCCCCCGGUUGGUGUGGAGUGCAGCGGGGGCGCGGGGGGCUCGUCCCUGGUGGUGCGAUGGGCGCCCCCUUCCCCCGCCCACCACAACGGCCUCCUGCAGAGCUACAGACUCACCCUCACCCGCCUCGACGACUCCACGGAGGAGGUGGAGGAGAUUUCUCGCAAGACCAGCGGGCGGGAGGAGAGCGUGGGCGGGCUUCGGGCGUGGACCAACUACUCGGUGACGGUGGCGGCGGUGACCAGGGCGGGCGUGGGCGUGGCCUCUCCUGACCUGACCUGCACCACGCGAGAGGACGUGGCGGGCGCUCCAGGUGGGCUGCGGGUGCUACAGUCCUCGGCGUCCUCAGCAGUGCUCACCUGGCUACCCCCCCACCCCCCCACCGGCCUCCUCCUCGGCUACACCCUCCACCACCGACCCCCCCACGGCCGCACGCCCACCCAGCACUCCCUCCACGCCCAGACCAACGCCCACACCCUCACGCACCUCGCCCACGGCACCCACGAGUUCUGGAUGACGGCGAGGACGCGGGUGGGUGAGGGACCGCCAACACCCACUGUCAAGCUCACCAUGGUGGAGCAAGUACCCGCGGGCGUGGCGACGUUGGGGGGGCGAGUGGUGGCGACGAGAGGCGAGGACGUGAGGCUGGUGUGCAUGACGGUCGGUGAGCCUCGUCCGCCGCUUACCUGGACGAAGGACGGAAGGAGGAUCGAACCGAGUGCCAGGUUCUCGCAGGACUCGGACGGGUCUCUCGUGAUCCGCGGGGUGGAAAGGAGUGACCGCGGGAACUACACGUGCUCCAUCAACAGCCUCCGCAAGCACCCCUACGGACACACCACCUCCACGUACACGCUGCAUGUGCAAGUUCCCCCCAGCGCACCCUCAGCCCACAUCUCGGACGCGACCUCCUCCUCCCUUACCGUGUCGUGGGCAGCGGGGGACACGGGCGGCGCGGCAGUGCGGUCAUGGGCAGUGUGGUGGAGGGCGGCGCAGGGCGGGGGCUCCUGGCAAUCGCAGGUUCUCGGCCGCGCUCACUCCCGCUUCGUCAUCAUUGACCUCCAGUGCGGCGCCGAGUACCAGGUGUACGUCACGGCCAGGACUCACGUGGGGGUCUCGCCUCCCUCACGCCCCCUCACCGCCCACACCUCCGGAUCCCCGCCCGUCGCCCCGCCCACCCGCCAGGUCGCCUCAGGGAACAGCAGCGGCCUCUGGGUGUGGUUGGGGCGGUGGGCGGACGGCGGGUGUCCCAUCACGCACUUCACCCUCGAACUUAAACGACCUCGUGACCUCACCUGGACUACGUUGGCAAGCAGCCUGGCGCCACAGGAGGUUUAUGAGGUGGGCAGUGUGAGCAGCGGAGCCACCUUCGGCUUGCGACUGACAGCCCACAACGCAGCAGGGGCCACAACCACCACGGUCACGGCCAACACGGGGCUGACGGGGGGGCCUGGGGGCGCUGGAGGGCUGGAAGAGGCACCCCCGAACCCCCUCCACGCUGAUCCCCGUCUCCUCGCCUCCGCCGCCGCCUCCGCCCUCGCCCUCGCCCUCACCGUGGCUGCUGCCGUCCUCUGCCUCAGGAGACGGACGACAGCUGGCCAGGGGGGGCGAGGCGGCGGACAGGACGACCAGGAGGCUGAGGAGAACAAGACCAACCUCCUGCAGCAGAGAGACGCCUACUACGCCACCGUCAGGAAGCCCCAGCCCGUACCUGCCACGCUCGAGCGGAUACCAGGUACCAGGGAGAAGGAGACAGAGUACUCGGAGGACAUUUACCCCUACGCGACCUUCCAACUCGGGGAGGGUCGCGGCGGUGGUGGAGGGGGAGGUGGAGGCGGCGGCGGAGGAGGAGGGGGCGCAGGCGGGGCGGCAGACGACACAGCCACGGCCAAGUUCCAGACGUUUGUGUAUCAAGACACUCGCUACGGCGUGACCGAAGCCCGACCCCCGACUUCGCCCGUCCGCCCGGCACCCAGCAGCAACACGGGGCAGGGCGGGGGGCGGGUGAGGGGGAGAGGCGUGGCGGGGGGGCCGAGGAGUGAGAGUGAGGAGUACGAUUCCCUGCAGUCGGAUACGGAUACCGAGCACGCCACCUCCUCACGCACGGAGUCUUCUAUCCACCUCGACUCCGCCACCUUGGAGACCCACCACGGCCCCCUCCACCUGCCCCUCGACCCCCACCUGGCCACGCUGGAGGCUCCCCCGCCGCGCCCCGACCCCGGUCACGCCCCCCCUCGCGGUGGGGCGUGCAAGGCGACCACCAACAGGAACAUGCAUCACAAUCUGAUUUACCACGCCCCCGAGUCGAGCACCUCCACUGAGCCUUCGCCCGUGGUGGAGCGCAAGUCCUUCCCUCGCAAGCUGGACGUGAGCAAAGUGUCGAGGGCUGGCGGGGCCUUCACCAGCCGAGGCUUGGGCAAGGUCGCCGCCAGUCUAAGGGGCGGCGCCUCGUCCUCCAGCGCCACCCAAGAAACGAGUCUCUCCUUCCCGAAGAAAAUGAGCCACGGGUCGUCCUCAGUGGACUCCAAGAGCUCCGAGGACAGCAAGUACGGCUUCACCAGGAAAAUCUCGCCCCCAGUCGCCUUCUCCGGCAGUCACAACGAGCUCUCCGAAGCCGAGUGUGACCUUGAAACGCGCAAGAGGGCGGCCACGGAGGGGGAUGCGCCGCCAUACAUAGGUCACUCGAGGUCACAGUUUAGGUCGUAUGUGUCCGGGCGAGGCGGCGCCAACAAGGACUAUAGCAUCAAGGUGUAGGUGACGCCCUGACGAGUCCGCCACCGAGGACAAGAUUAUUUUUUCCCUUCGCCAUCCCGUCUUCAGGGGUGGCUGGGAGGACCAUCAAAACGUUAGGUAUUUAUUUGUCCAACCCUGUGAAAGACAAAAAUAGAAUAAAAAGUAAAAAACUCUAAAAUCUGGAUCUUCUAAUGGCAAUAGAUGAUUAGGCAGACUCUUAUUUAGCAUUCGUAUAUUUGUAUCAUCGGGUGGGUUGGUUACUUACUUGUACAUAUUUCCUUAAAAGACAAAAACUUUCCGAAAUGUAAAUACUCGUGAUAUGGAUGUCCGCGUCCCGGUUUACAAGAUACCGUUUUCAGUGACUUUCCUUUCCGUUUGGCUCUCCGUCGGUUGGUUGCGGCCGCGAGUCACAGCCACGAAUCGCGUCAGUGUGACCCUCGAACACCUUCCAAGCUCGAUGUGUUUUGUACGUUUCCUAAUGUCGCCGCCAAACAGACCGUGUAAGGUACCCAAACUUAUCAUUCAAGUAGGUGUGUAUGUUUUCCGCAAAGGUUCUCCGUACCGGUCCUGGCAGUCCAUAUAGUUACCAACGGAGCCACCACUGCCUGCAUCCAUUAACGAAAACCUUCCUUAAGGGGCUAUUACACUGGGCAAAUUUUCCGUGGAUCUUCAGUCAAACCACGAUUUCCGCUGGCGUGGUUCUUAUAUUUCCGUGGUUUUCUGACGUGUCCACGAUCUUCCAAAGCUACGGUAUAGAUUUCACUGAAGGACGACGGUAUUACUCACCAUCAUCAGCAGCAGCAAUAACAAGAAACAAAUGAAAGCCACGCAAGCAGAAAUCGUGGUUUGACUGAAGAUCCACGGAAAAUUUGCCCAGUGUAAUAGCCCCUUUACGCAUUCGCCCCCGCGCAGCCAUUCAGAAAAGCUUGCAUACAGACAAAUGCCCUUCGUUCGUCGAGGGCUUAGUGUUUUUUUUCCCCUUCCCAAACUCAUACAGCUAGAGGUGCCGACACACAAACACUUUUUCCACUAACUUUUCUUGCUAGUUGCUGUGUCAUAUUACGCCAAAACAUCCUCACAAAAGUUUACAUAGAUGCGUUUCAUUUAUCCACACUCCAGCAUAUGUUGAAGAUGUUUGGUUACACGUAAAUUAUUGAUGCAAGAAUUUGACAUUUGCUCUGAGAGUCCAACGAAGCCCAUAAUGGAUCAACGAACCUCAAAGUGAAACGAAAAGAACGCCAUCAACACAGUAUUAUAUGUCCACAAGAAAGCCUAUGGGAAAAGUGAGCGUGUGUUUCAAGACUCAUUCAACGAGUUUCAUUUGUUUUCUAUACACCAUGGCAGCGGCGGGCGAGUGAGAGGUGCUACACCCCCUGAGUCACCACCAGUAUGUGCUCGACGCCCUCUGCGGAGGAUGUGUCGCUGUGAUUUCAGAUGCUCUUUUGUUUGUGUAGGUGCAUUCGCCUUUUAGGACGCACUAUACCAAUUAGUACUCCUAUCAAAGAAAACGACUAGUGGAAAUUGAGAUGUGGAAUAUGAACAGUUUACAAAAUACAUAAUGUUCAUCUAGGUAGCCUACAUUUUGACUUUUUUUUUUCAUCUGAUAUCCCAACACCAUAUUUUUAUAGUUUUUUUUUCUGGUAUGGGUACUGAAUGGAAGGGUGCGUACUAAUUGGCGUUCAUCUAUACAUUUCUUACUUCGUUUUUUCUACUUCGUGUUUCCCGCCGUCCCUUCUUUGUACGUUUGCGAGGUGUUGCCAGCGACUUCUGUUCAGUGUUUACAAAGUGUUGCUGUGAUACUAUGUCAUUGUCCCUUACCCAAUA
Eriocheir sinensis (Chinese mitten crab) is the source of this 8539-nucleotide messenger RNA. Its product is annotated as cell adhesion molecule Dscam2-like. The coding region runs from base 599 to 6736 and encodes 2045 amino acids. The record is from RefSeq and is a predicted model, not a curated record. Gene Ontology annotation, cellular component: plasma membrane; axon. Gene Ontology annotation, molecular function: protein binding. Lineage: Eukaryota; Metazoa; Arthropoda; Malacostraca; Decapoda; Varunidae. The transcript is spliced from 34 exons. Gene Ontology annotation, biological process: cell-cell adhesion; axon guidance.